Messenger RNA from Kuraishia capsulata CBS 1993, 1293 nucleotides. RefSeq lists its product as uncharacterized. The transcript is spliced from 2 exons. The record is from RefSeq and is a predicted model, not a curated record. NCBI's taxonomy places the organism in Eukaryota, Fungi, Ascomycota, Pichiomycetes, Pichiales, Pichiaceae. The coding region runs from base 1 to 1293 and encodes 430 amino acids. Gene Ontology annotation, biological process: protein dephosphorylation. Gene Ontology annotation, molecular function: protein serine/threonine phosphatase activity; cation binding.
AUGGGCCAAAUACUUUCCCAACCCGUCACGGAGAAGUCUUCCGAAGAAGGUGGAGACGCCGAUCUCAAAUAUGCUCUAUCCUCGAUGCAAGGCUGGAGAGUGAGAAUGGAAGAUGCCCAUGCCAUGGUUUUGAACCUCAACAAAGAUGAUGACAGCACUGCAACUGAUAAGAUUGCCUUUUUUGGUGUUUAUGAUGGCCAUGGAGGUGAGAAAGUUGCCAUUUUCACCGGUGACAAGAUGCACGAUGUCAUCAAGGAAACCGACGCCUUCAAGAAGAAAGACUACUCCCAGUCCCUUAAAGAUGGAUUUUUGGCUACCGACGUCGCCAUUCUAGCAGAUCCUAUUCUGAAAAAGGAUCCAAGUGGAUGUGCUGCCACUUCGGCCAUCAUUACCCCCACCAAAAUCGUGUGUGGUAAUGCUGGUGACUCCAGAACCAUCAUGUCUGUUAAGGGCCAGGCUAAGGCCCUGUCAUACGACCAUAAGCCCACAAACGAGGGCGAGAAGACCCGUAUCUGUGCUGCUGGUGGAUUUGUGGAUAUGGGCAGAGUCAACGGUAAUCUGGCAUUAUCGCGUAGUAUAGGUGACUUUGAGUUUAAGGACUCACCAGAGCUUCCACCUGAAGAACAGGUGGUGACUGCCUUCCCAGAGAUCGUCGAGCACACAAUCACUUCAGAGGAUGAGUUUGUGAUUCUCGCAUGUGAUGGUAUCUGGGAUUGUCUCACCUCGCAACAGGCCAUUGAUUUUGUUAGAAGAGGUGUCCAGCAGGGCGAGACUCUAGUGCAAAUCUGUGAGUCCAUGAUCGACGUAUGUCUCGCUCCUACCUCCGGAGGAUCUGGUAUUGGUUGUGAUAACAUGUCUAUACUGAUAGUUGCGUUGCUGCAAGGACGUACGUUGGAAGAAUGGUACGAAUUCGUGAAGUCCCAGAUCCCGGAAUCCACAAAGUUCCCCACUCCAGAUGAACUUUCUGAGUCAAUGUACGAUGUCGACAUCAAGACAAAGUUUGAUAAGUUUGGCAGAAAGCCAGAAUUAGAUUUCGACUCUGGGGUGGACAACGAGGAUGCUCCGAACGGCAGAAGAUUCCCCAUUUCAAUCAGCGAUUUGGUGGCCUCCGGCUCUUUCCAGUCUCGAGACGGUGUUGUGUAUCUAGACAACUCCGGUGCAUCCAUUUUAGCACAGCUGGGUGUUACCCAGGCAUUCGGUGGUGAAGACCAUGACGAGGAUGACGAUGUGGAAGAUGGUAUGGAUACAGAGGAGGAUCAGAGCAAGAUAGAGCUUGUGGAAGAGGGGGAAUAG